Molecule: messenger RNA, 295 nt
Organism: Paramecium sonneborni
Lineage: Eukaryota; Ciliophora; Oligohymenophorea; Peniculida; Parameciidae
Source: the annotation of a GenBank genome assembly
UGAUAAUCCACAAAACAUGAAAUGAAGAAAUUUGCUAGAAUGAAUAUUUGCUAAAAUUUAUUAAUAAAAGUAUACAAAAGAACAUAUAUUUAUGAUAUAUUAAAGUAGAUUGACGAAGAGAGAGAAUAUGAAGAAUAAUUAAGAAUUUGAUAGAGAAAAGACACUUCAAUUUAAUCAAUCAUCUACCUGAUAAUUGAUAAAUUAUUCUUAUAGACUCUAAAAUAGAUUUUAAUUGAUGAUUUUUAGAAAAAAAUGGGGAAAACUUAAGAUAAGGCUGUAAAAUGUCACAAUAUUA